AUGGGUGAGGGGACCUGGAGAGGUAAGGGGCCUGGAAAUGGCCCUGACAGAGAACUUGUGCUGACCGGGAGAAGGUGGCGCGGAAGGGCACCACAGGCAUUCCACGGGCCAUUCCUCCUCCUCCAUGUACACGCAUACCCAACACACACAUUCCAUGUGACCGCUUCUCAGCCACCACCUUCUGACCAAAGAGAACAGGAGCUCCAAGGAGAACCUGUACCCCUGCCCCAGCCACGCCUUCUUAAGAAGCAGUGUCUGGAGUUGGCUGUUUCCCACCUCCCCAACUACAUGUGCAGCCCAAUGGGAGGCAGGGCCUCUGGUGCGGUUUCCAAAAUGUUCCUCUCCCCUUCUCUGUGGUCACCAUUCAUAACUCAUGUUCGCUUUAAUGAGUUACAUGCUUAUCAGCCACAGGCCAUUACCGCCCUUACAGAUGGGUCUGGGGGCGACAUUCCUGGCCACCCCCUUGCUAGGAAGGACCAGAUGAUACCCAGGAAGCAAGUAGCUCUAGUUUUAACCUCGCAGGAAGCCUCUGCAUCCUCCUUCAUUUCAGCAGGGAAAACUCCCAUGGAGUGGGCCCUACCUGGGGCAUUCACAGGCUUCCAUCUGUAUUCCAUCCCUGGAAAUUGAUACCUUUCUAUAGAGUCCUUUUAUGAGAGCUCAGUGGGAAGGUCUGUCAAGAAAUUCAGGUUCUUGUACAGACAAAUUCAUGCAAAUUUCUAUUAUUUUCACAAAAUCCAGAAGCCAUGGGUAAUCCAAAGACUUAAAGUCUAAAGAUGGUGGCUUUUUAAACAUGAACACUCCAAAAAAAUCAUUUUUGUUUUGGAUUUGGCUAGAUUCUCUUAUUUGUCCCUUUUUGGCUUAAGUAUCAAUUUCAUUCUACUGAAAUGAUGGAGAGAGGGCCUAAGGUUACUAGGUAAUUGAGCUAAUGGUGCAGGGAAAAUGGUUGAGAAAGGAAGCCUAGUUUUCAGAAGCCUGACACAGAGCUAGUUCACUGUUCUCUACUCCUUAACACGUUAACCAAAGCCUCUUGGGUGUCAAGCAGGCACCCAGGAAGGCACAGGGAAGCAUCAGCAACCAAGGUCGUCUCUGCCCUCUGUAACUGACAUGUUGGUGCCAUCAGAAUCUGAAUUGGAACCUACCUGAAGGGCCCAGUGGAAUAGCUUUUCUGGGGAGUGGAAGGCAUCCUUGAUCACAGAGCUUUGCUGUCGAAUCCUGGAGUCCUGCAACGUGGUGAUGCCUCAGUAGUUGGUGAUCUUGAUCACCUUUGAUGGCUUGUUUUAGUGGAAAGAGCAAGGGACUAGAGGUCAGGAGACCCAGGAUCCAGUCCUGAAGCUGCCAAGGUUAGAUCUUGGCCUAACUUUCUGUUCAUUGCCCCCAAUUUGUCUGGCCUGUAAAAUGAAGGGGGAGAGUUGCACAAACCUAAAACUAUUCUGGUUUUGUUAUACCUAUGGUGCUGCCAGUAGGGGUGGGACUGCCCAUUGCUGGCAAGGAACUGGGAACAGCAGCAAGCAUGGUGAGUGCUGGGGAGCUGGUCGGGGGGUUCUCUCCUGUUUGAAGAAGAAGCUUUCACCAUGGGCUUCAUUAUCUUGUCAGAAGUGUUGUGAAUUAGUUUCCACCAGGGACCCCUUUAUCCCAAACAACAACACAAAAUGCACCCUAAGCCUCAGAGUAAAAUUGAUGUGGGGCUAUCCUUUGGCUAUUGGGUCAUCUGUGCUGCUCCCCACUCAUUUCUGAUUGGUUUGCAAACGUGUCUUUUGCCAGGGCAGGGCAUAGUAUGCACAUAGGCAUAUUAUGUGCCUAGGUUUCAAGCACUGCUUCUGUAAGGGAAAAUGGGAGUAGCCUUCCUCCACCCUGAUCCUUAGGAACAUUCCUCCGGCCCAGGGACAGCUUGCUCUUCUUACCAAGGUGAAGCCUGCAGUCCAAGGUGCCUGGAGCCAGAGGUCGGGGAGUAUGCACAGCUGCCCCCGCCUGAGAAGGAGCAACUUGCAAUGGGAGCCAGUGGAGGGAAAGGGGUACAACAAUUUUGGAAUACAUUCUGGAUCUUGAAAAGGAUCUUGUGAUUUUGGCUGAGCCAUGGUCACUUCCCUCGUAAAGGGCCCAUCCUAUAUCCUAAAUUCUGGAUCCCUCAAAGUCCAGCCACAGAAUUUGCAUGAAGCCAAAAGCCUAGUCAGUGAGAAAGGAAAGGGUCCAAGAUGGGAGCAGUGCUGUGCUCUCAUCACUGUCUUGCUUGGAGUGAAAAUGUUCAUGUGAGCACCCUGUCUUCAGGCAGUAUGCUCUCCCCUCAUCCCAGCAGGGCUACUUUCCUCUUCACUCUGAGGGGAGCUUUAUCUGCUUUCAAAAUGGAGCACAUUGCACUGGAGUUUCGUGCCCUCUCGUUAACGUGUCAGGAGCCACAGUCCCAGGCUCCAUAAAACGGAAUCGAUAUCUCGGUAUACGUGACCCACGUUCAUAGCAAUGUUCGGCCAUUUGGGUUUGAAGAAAGCCGCAUUAAAGCCAAGACCCCGUUUGGAGCGAACUGCCUUGUUCUUUGCUGUGUGGAAGGUUCUGUCCCCACAGCUAAACUCCAGUUCCUCCCUAAGCAUCCUGGCCUCAGAAAUCCUGGCUUCCCCAAGUUAGUGCUGUCUGACCUGAGCCAGGCCACCGCUUGGUGCCUCUACAGGCAACUGCGCGUGUUGAUAAUCGCCCAAAAGGAUUAGUGAAGCUCCUGACCCUGGCAAGGCCAUAAUGAACACUGAAGUGCACAGGCCAAGGGAUGUAACUGAAAGGCAUUUAUUUUUGUGAAGAUGCUAUAAAAUUAGCAUUUAAAUAUCCCAUUCCCUUCUCUUGGCCUCCUCCUAUCCCCCUAUGGUAUUUCUCCUCCUCUCCUCAAGGCCAGGCUUUUUGUGAAAGGCAUUGGCUCACCUUUGUCAGUGUGGUCCUGAUGCUCACUUGUGGGCUGCUGGAGAGGACUGAGAGAUGUGUGAUUUGGUAGGAAGGAGGUGUGUGGGGGAUUAGUGGGGAAUCCCAUUUUUUUGCAUCACUGUGAGGGAGCUCCAGGCCCUGUCCCUGGAGAAAUAAUUGCUGCGCAGAAGUCACAGGCCAUACUGGGCAGUUCUGGUACAAAUCUGCCCUUAAUAAUAAUAAAAUAAUAAUAAUAACUCCAUUUGCAUAGAACUGUCACUCUUUCCUGCCAGUCUGCUGUCCCUACCCUGGUUUUUUGCUGGCCCCAACCACCGGCCUUGUUGAGUACUGAUGGGCCCUGAGCUUUUCUGUUUGCUUCUGGAGCUCUUCAGAUGCUGCCCCCCUGAGAAUACCCUGACUCUGAGGAGAGAGCAGCCAAAAUCCCAAUACAAUGAAACUCCACACAAUCUUGUUAGCAACAGUGACCCAGAAAAUUUUGAGGUGUCCAAUUUCACCAGAAGAGGCCCAGGCCUCCCUGUGGUCACAUUUUCUACCCAGCCAUUCUUGGGAUUGCAACAUCCAUUUCUAGCUCCAGUUGAAUUUUCUCCACCCAGACCCCAGAAAUAAAUGGAUCCAUGAUGAUAAUUAAGAGAAGAGGAAAAAGAUAUUAUUUUUGUUAGGACAAACCAUCGUAGGUUUUUAGCAAUGUGUAUCUGUGUGUCCCUCACACCUUUUCCUAUUCUACUUUUUUCUUUUUUUUUAAAAUAUUAUGUACUAUAUUUUUAGUCUCAAACACACUAUAUAUUAUAUAUAUUUAAUUUUUUUAUAUAUAUAAAUAUAAAUGUUUUA
Messenger RNA from Piliocolobus tephrosceles (Ugandan red Colobus), 3729 nucleotides. RefSeq lists its product as uncharacterized. The record is from RefSeq and is a predicted model, not a curated record. The coding region runs from base 1 to 627 and encodes 208 amino acids. Lineage: Eukaryota; Metazoa; Chordata; Mammalia; Primates; Cercopithecidae. The transcript has a single exon.